Messenger RNA from Perca fluviatilis (European perch), 1948 nucleotides. Its product is annotated as zinc finger protein 263. The record is from RefSeq and is a predicted model, not a curated record. Gene Ontology annotation, molecular function: DNA-binding transcription factor activity; RNA polymerase II cis-regulatory region sequence-specific DNA binding. The transcript has 3 exons. Bases 50 to 1291 code for a protein of 413 amino acids. Gene Ontology annotation, biological process: regulation of transcription by RNA polymerase II. NCBI's taxonomy places the organism in Eukaryota, Metazoa, Chordata, Actinopteri, Perciformes, Percidae.
GGGGAUAGUAGCAGGAGCAGGAGGAAGAGGGGGGAAGGAGGCCAGGGAGAUGUACCUCAUCCAGUUCCCCAGGGAUGAAGAGGAUGAGGGAGGGAUGACGGAGGACGAGGAAGGGGAGGGCAGCAUCAGCGGUGAGGGGGAGGAGACGGCCAACAUCAAAGAGGAGUUUACACAAACAGAGGGCUAUCAACCCGCCUCUCUCCAGCUAAUCAAGGAGGCUUUGAAGAUGGACCCGUCCAACCAGAACCUCCACACUGGCUCCAGAUCCCAAAGCGAAGGAGAUCUGUCGGGUCAUCCCCCGACCCUUCAUUCAGGAGAAAGAGAGGAGGAGGAGGACUGGAAGGUGGAGUCUGCAGAGCCGUCGGAGGGGGGCAUGACCAUGGAUGAGCUGAGGGGUCUGGAGUCUGCACUGAGGGCUGAGAGAGGCCGCGAACAGGCUGCCAUGACGGCCUCCCAGCCUGUCAGCCCUGACUGCAAGAGCAGCCUGGCCCCCAAGUACAUUGGUCUUGAUGGAAUGGAGCAGGAUGAAGAGCUGGAGCCACCCACCCUGCAGAGAGAGGAGCAGACAGGGCAAGGCAGGAUGAAGGACGCUGUGAGGGCUGGCGUGGAGCUGAGGUCAGCCUGGCCGAAGAAGUUGAGAGAGGGCGACUCGGCUGCGGUCAUGACUGGAGAGCAUCGAAUGGCGGAGCAGGGAGAGUCCGAGCACCUGCCCCACCUGUCUGCUCCAGGGAGUGUCGGGGAGAGCGGAGGGGAAGAGGAGAGUGGCGUGGACCUGCUCCACUUCUGCCCACAGUGUGGAGGAGGCUUCACCUCAGAUGCUGAGCUGGAGGAGCACCCUUGUCCACUCGGAGCCUCUCACUUACAGAAUAGUGGAGAGGACAUUCUUUUCCCCUGUGCCCACUGUGGCAACACUUUCAGCCACGCCUGGGCUCUCAAGAACCACGAGUGCGCCUGUGCCGCCGAGAGGCCGCACUGCUGCGAGAUCUGCGGGAAGCGCUUCACACACUCGCGCUCACUGGAACGGCAUCAUCUGGUGCACACGGGCGAGAGGCCGCACCGGUGCCCUCAAUGUGGACGCAGCUUCAGUCGUCUAGGCAAUUUGGAACGGCACCAGCGGAUUCACACAGGUGAACGUCCAUACGGGUGUGAAGCAUGCGGAAAACGGUUCAGUCGUGUGGAGUACUUAAAGAGACACCAACUCAUACACAGUGAAAGCCGACACUCUAGUGCUCUGACUGGAGAAGUGGCUUUAACCGCAAGUGUUUUUAGAGCCGCUCCUUCAAAUCUCUGAUAGAACUGGAAAGAAAAAGCAGGUUUUUAAAUUGAACGUGGUAGAAUCCGGGUGAUGAAUGUGCCCGGUGGUUAAUUCUCAGUGACUUGACCUCUGUCUCCCCCCUCUGGCAGUGAGAGAAAUUACACAAACACUGUCUACAAGAAAGCUACAGGAUUCAUAACGCCGGGUCGCUGUGGUCUCUCCCCCCUUCCUGUCUGUCAAGAUAUUGGGUAAUACAAGUAAAUUGACGUAUCACGUAACCAAUCAGAGAGCCACAUUGAGCAGCUACACUGUGAAGACCUGUAGGUGAGGGAGCAAGGUUGGUUGACGGCACUUUUAUAUGUAAAGGUUCCGCACUCUAGCUUUAAAUUUACUUCAAGAUAAAGAAACUACAUGUGUGGAUGAUUUUUGUUUUGUGUAAAAGUUAAUUAAGUUGACAGGAAGUCCGUUGUAGAUGGAAAUAAAUUUAAGACAUUCAGCUAUUCUCUCAUUUGUAUAAAGCUUGUACUUAUUUAUGAUGAUCAAUAAAUUGUACAUGUUUGUGUUUUUAUCAAUAAGUCACCAAUGUUGCAGCUGAUGCCCCUAUUUUUAGCCGGACAAUAUAAUUGACAGCUUGGUAUUUUGUACAUUUGUGUUUUGGUCAUAUUAUAAAGAAAUAAAUAUUUAAAUUCAUCA